GAACCAACACAUGUGUUGUUGUUUAAUAGUGACGGGGAAAAAAAACCCGGUUGUGUUGUUGACGUCGGGUUUUGCUCGCUCAGGUAAACAGGAAGACACGCCCUCAGAAACUACGGUCCCGGAAGAAAGGAGUCUUUUUCCGAGCCCGUCCCUCCUUUAAGGCGAGCAGGUGGACAUUUUCAGCUCAGGUGGAAACUGACCGACAUCUCCACUGGACCCGCAGCCGUAUUUUAUUUCGCUUUUUGAGAUAUUUUAGACAUUUUUUAACGCUUAAUUUGUAGUUUUGUCGAUAAACUGAGGAUUCACCUGCUGUUGCUGGGCCUGCAGAUUCACCUGGGAAGCAGCCUUCGGGCUCCAUCUACUGAAACUCACACAAAGAGGUCAGAGGACUGAAAGGAGACUUUUGGGGACGUUUUAAAACAAAACUAGCGACAUGGCGGAUCCCAUGGAAAGUGGAAUAAAAUACAUGCCAAAAUUGGAUAAAGAGUAUGAGUCUGUGCAGUUUCUGCAAACGGGGGAUAGCAAAAAGCUGGAGAAGGGUCCGGGGAAGACGGGCGCUGUGAUCGGCGUGGUGAUCUUCGCUGUUGUUGUUGCUCUCAUGACCGGACUGCUGGUCUGGCAUUUCCACUUCCGUAAAAACGAAUACGCCAAAAGGAUAUACAUCGGCUCAAUGAAGAUCCAGAACCAGGCGUUUGACAACGCCUAUGAGAACUCGGAUACACCCGAGUUCAAGGCCUUGGCUGAAAAGGUGCAGCAGCAGCUGAAAACUAUUUACUCCAUCGAUCCAAAGCUGAAGAAAUACUACGUCAACUCGACAGUUAACGCAUUCAGUGAGGGUGUUGUCGCUUACUACAUGUCUGAGUUUAAAGUGCCUGUGGGGGAAGAAAAAUCUGUUGACGGUGCCAUAGCUGUUUUGAACCAGCAAGAAACGAGAGGAUUUCCAAUGAAGGGGAAAUCAAGAAGCAACCUGGAGUUUACAGACAUGAAGACCUCUGUUAUAGAUGCCAGAAUGUCGCUAACAACAUAUAAGAAUCAAGCAAAGUUUAAAAUACACACAGAGCCCGACAGGAAUGUUAAGAUCGAGACCACAGGUUUCCCCGCCAAAUCGUAUGAACCGAACACCUUCACACAGUGGGAGCUGCGAGGUGACGAAGGAACCAUCAUCAAGCUCGAGUUUGACGCCAUGUAUCUGGAAGAAAACUGCUCUAAUGACUUUGUGAAAAUCUAUGACUCCCUGGUGCCAAUAGAGAACCGCGCUUUGGAAGAGUUGUGUGAACACUAUUCACCCAGUGAACCUCUGACGUUUUAUUCUUCUGGAAAUGUCAUGCUGGUUACAAUGGCCACAAACGACAAAUACAACUUCCCAGGAUUUCGGGCAUAUGUUUCACAAGUGCCACCGGCAACUUUACGUAAGACCUGCAGUACCAAACUAACGGGUCCAAAGGGGACCUUCUCUACUCCCAACUUUCCAAACUACUAUCCUCCUAACAUUAAGUGUGAUUGGGAAAUAGAGGUGCCAAGCGAUAAGGUGGUGAAAGUUACAUUCAAAAAGCUCCUGUUGGCUGAGCCAGGGCAGGAAAACGGCAAGAACUGUGACAAAGACUACGUGAUGAUUGAUAAAAACAAGAAACUGUGUGGAGACCACCAGGAUGGGAAUAUAUUUGAAAUCGGCACAACCAACAAAAUGACUUUGGAGUUUCUCUCCGAUCACUCCUAUGUGGACAGAGGCUUCCAAGCAGAGUACGAGGCCAUUGACCCCGUAGAUCCUUGCCCUGGUAAGUUCCACUGCAGAAAUGGUCUGUGUAUCUCCCAAAACCUCACGUGUGACGGCUGGAACGACUGUGGAGACAUGAGUGACGAGAAGAACUGCAAGUGCAAAGGGGACUCACUCUUGACUUGUGGAAGUGGGCUCUGUAAGCCCUUGUUCUGGAAGUGUGACGGCGUGGAUGACUGUGGAGAUGGGACAGAUGAGCGCGAUUGUGGCGCAUGUGAAACUGGAUACAUCACGUGCACGAAUAAAAAAUGUGUCUCUGAGAAGAAACAAUGCGACGGAAAAGACGACUGUGGAGAUAAUUCAGAUGAGCUCAACUGUAAAAAAAAUUCUGAGGUACAAUGCACAGAGUCUACAUACAAAUGCAAGAAUGGCAAAUGCAUUGAUAAGAAGAACCCAGUAUGUGACGGAUCGUCCGACUGUGAAGAUGGAUCUGAUGAGGAGAACUGCGCCUGUGGAAGGAAAAAAUUACGGUCGUCGACACGUAUUGUGGGCGGAGAAGACGCCGCACAAGGGGAGUUUCCGUGGCAAGUCAGCCUUCACUUCCAGACUUACGGACAUGUGUGCGGAGCGUCCAUCAUCAGUGAAAACUGGCUGGUCACUGCUGCCCACUGUGUGCAAAGUGACGCUAGCCAUAGAUUCGGAGAGCCUGCGAAAUGGGAGGUUUACCUCGGUCUUCAUGACCAACGGAAGAUUGAGUCGUUUGUUGUAAAAAGGAAGCUGAAGCAGAUCAUAUCUAACCCUAACUACAACCCUAACACCUUUAACAACGACAUCGCCCUGAUGGAGCUGGACAGCCCCAUCAAAUUCUCAGAUUACAUUCAGCCCAUCUGCUUACCAAACAACGACUACAAGGUUCCAGUCGGCGAAACUGUGUUCAUCACAGGGUUUGGAGCAACGAGAGAGGGAGGAACUGCUGCGAAGGUCCUCCAGAAAGCUGAAGUCCGAAUCAUAAACUAUAGCGAGUGUAAUAAAUUAAUGAGCUACCGUCUCACAUCCAAGAUGUUUUGUGCUGGAGUCCUGACAGGAGGAGUGGAUGCUUGUCAGGGAGAUUCUGGUGGACCUCUGAACAUUCUGGAAGGUGAUUAUAUGUUACUGGCAGGAGUGGUCAGUUGGGGCGACGGCUGCGCUCGUAGGAAUAAACCAGGGAUCUACACCACAGUCAGUGAAUUUCGUGGCUGGAUCAAGGAGAAGACUGGAGUCUAGUCUAGUUUAACCUUAUCGAACGGAUCAUUACGGAUAUAAACUGCUGACUUGAAAAAUGAAUUCAAUGAGACUCCAAUCUGACAGACCAUCCAGCGGAUUCAGUGGACUUGACUUCUGGCUGUAGCGACAUUGGAAGAUGAACAACUUUUACAGCAAGUGCUUUGCCUAUUAAACUUACUGUGAUUGUUUUUUGUUGUUUUUUUUUUUACCAGGAUGGUGAUUGGUUAACUGUUUUAAAUGUAAAUAGAUGUUUUAUUUUUGUGUUUUUAUUAUUUGAUGGAGUACAAAUGUUAUAUGAUGCAUAGGACAUAGUUUUAAGACACACUUGUUACACAAAAUUGCAUUCAAGAGCAAACUGAGUUGUGUAAAUGAAAGCUAUUUGACUUCUUUUGAUCUUAUCCUCUAUAUUUUAUUUAAGCUCAUUAGAAAUUCCUUUAAAAAUCUGUCAUCACUUUUUCACGAAUUCCCAUCACUGACAUUGUUUUAUUUCCAGAGACACAGAUUUUCAUGUGUUUGGAAAAAGUUAAAGGUUAGUUAAAAAGUUGUUAGUUAAAAGUUAACAGUUCUUGCAGAUUAGUCUAAAAUUAUUGUAAAUGUGUAUUUGAUAGCAGAUGCUUCUAAUAAAAUAUUUUAAAUUA
Messenger RNA from Poecilia reticulata (guppy), 3615 nucleotides. It is a transcript of the gene st14a, whose product is annotated as ST14 transmembrane serine protease matriptase a. The record is from RefSeq and is a predicted model, not a curated record. Gene Ontology annotation, biological process: proteolysis. Gene Ontology annotation, molecular function: protein binding; serine-type endopeptidase activity. NCBI's taxonomy places the organism in Eukaryota, Metazoa, Chordata, Actinopteri, Cyprinodontiformes, Poeciliidae.